Struthio camelus australis is the source of this 5870-nucleotide messenger RNA. Lineage: Eukaryota; Metazoa; Chordata; Aves; Struthioniformes; Struthionidae. The record is from RefSeq and is a predicted model, not a curated record.
AUGGCUCUUUCCAAACACUUUUUUCUCCGAGCCCCGCCAUUCUACUCAGCAUGCUGCGGUGGGUCCUGUCAGCACCCUGCAUCCCCCACUGCUUUUCCAAGAGAGGAAAGUGUCCUGCCUCUUCUAACCCAGGAGUCUAACUCCAAAGCCCGGAGAGGUAUAUUAAGAAGAGCAGUCUUUUCCGAAGAUCAGAGAAAAGCUUUGGAGAAAAUGUUUCAGAAACAGAAGUAUAUCAGUAAAACAGACAGGAAGAAACUGGCCAUUAACCUGGGCCUAAAGGAAUCACAGGUGAAAAUUUGGUUUCAGAACCGAAGGAUGAAAUGGCGAAACUCCAAAGAAAAAGAAGUGCUUUCAAACAGGUGCCUCCAAGAAGAGAGUCUUCAGGAGAACUACCUCUCAAGAUCCACCAUGAAUUUUACCUCCCCAUGCCCUUCUGUUUGGGAAGUGUCUCAGGAGCAGGCAAGUACAAGGUGGAGGGAGAAUUCUCCAGGAACUUCUGAAAGACUGGCUAGUACACAACCACUUCCAAGAGCAAAUUCAUCACAGAGCCCACUGUAUUUGUAUCCUGAUCAAGACACUGCAAAUAAGGCAGUUACGUCAUCAGCCUAAGGAAAUAAGAGGCAGUUUGUAAAUUGAGUGAAGAGCACAGGCUUCAAAUGGGUGGUCUUCUAAGACUAACAAUAUUUGGACACUGUAAAGCUAACUAGUUUAUGUCUCAUCAAUUUUCUAAAGUCUAACACCAUUAAAAUGACAAACAACUAAUGAUUUAAGAAAUAUUCUUGAAUACUCAGUCUUUUCUUCUGUCUUUUCCAGUCUUGUACUGACCUUAAAAGUGAAAUAGGAACUGAUGGUAAGUAAAAGGAAGUGAAGAGCAUGGAGCUGAAAUUUUGCUCUGAUUUAUAAAUCUGUGCUGUAUAUAGAUGUUCAUUAAAAGCACACUGAUAGAGACUCACUUUUAUUCUCAUUGCAGUCAGCCAAUUAAUUUCUUUUGUGCACAAGAAUAACUCUGUGUCCCCCAAGACAAUAAGCUGCUUUGGAUGUUUUUUUGAAAUUGAUAAGAUGACACAAUAGGUUCAUAUUAGAUGAACAUAAAAAUUUUUAGUAUGUUUCUCCAUUUGUCCUCACCUAACAUGAUUAUCCAGUUAGUUCUAAAUAGCGUGGCCACAAGUCAGCUGAUUACCCUAGUUAAGUUGCAAUAUUAGAAGACAACCAACCAACCCUAUUAAAAUACCCUGCAUUUAAAUCACUUUGAUUUGAAUUCAUACUGAGAAAUGCAAUUCACCAACUCCUUUCUUUUCUCCUGUGGAUGAAACUUAGAGCAUUCUUAACUCUGAAUUUCAGUGGCUUCUGUCAGAUUGUUAGUGCAAUCUCUUGUAUGCUGUUCUGUAUUUUAAAAUUGUGAUGGCAAUAUGCAGAAUUAUAGCCCAAAUGGAAUAAGCAACAGAACUAUAAUUGGACACCUUGGGACCCUAGCCCUCUCAGAGAAGAACUUAAAGAGAUGGCAUGCUGUAGUAGUCUUAUUCUUGACUUACUCCUAUUUAAACUGGUGCCAAUAAGUGCACAUUAGUAUAUUUCUGUAUCAAAGACAGGACAGUAUUCUAUGUAAUACAAGUAGCCUGAAAUAAUAUUAUUUAAAAUUGCUUUACUUGAAAUGAUUUGUUUGCUUCACCCACUCAUUCCCAUCUCCAAAUGGGAAUAGAAAGUGUUUUUUUCCCUCAUACUUUUGUGAAUGCAUUCGUUGAGGAGAAAGACUGGAGGUAUUUUAUGUUACAGGCAAAACCUUUUGAAGAACAUUUAGGUUUUAUAAGGACUAUUUCAUUUCUGUCAGAUUCCUGUAUUUUAUAGCCAGAAGAAAUGAUUAUGAUAAUCUCGUCUGGCUUCUCUCAUCAUGCAUCCCAUGUUUCUAAUUAUUCUUGCCUUGAGCUCCAUAGCUUUUUGAACUAUAUCAUGGUCUUUCACAAAGCCAUACAAUUGUUACUUAAAAUAUUACCUUUGGAAGAUGAUCUACUACCUCCCAAAUAAUACAACGUAUCAAGGGGAAUAAAGUUUAGAAACAUUUGCAGUACUGGACUUGAAAUUGCAGUGACAGAGUUUGUAUCACAACAAUAUGCAUGAUCAGGCAAGUUUUGUAUCCCAGCCUGUGCAUGUCCUGCCUUUAAGUGCUCAGCUGUGCAGUCCUAAUCUUGCACUAAUGUCAUUCUUUGCAUGUAAAUUCUUAGGCUUGCUUUAAAUCAAAAAGACAUUUCAGAAAAAUUAAGAAAUAAUCUCCUCAUCAAGUUAGAAACCCCGGUUAGCACAAGCUACCUAGAUACCUACCUACCCUCAGAGGGCUAUUGAACACAUUUAGAAAGCCAUGUUUUACAUGCUAUUUACUCAUGUGAGAAGAAAUUUAUUCCUAUCCUGCAGUAGAAACUCCAGAACCUACCCCUAUUCUGCACAGGAGCUUUUAUGGAGAGAUGGAUGGACAGACUGCUUAUCACACACAGGGACGAAUUUACCUUCUAAUUGACCUGUUGAAAUCAUAGGGACUAGUCCAACAGGGCAGGACUAUCUGAAGGAUUAGCAAGAGUUAUUGGCCCAGAUUCAUCCGCAACAGCAUCUGUUAGCAGCUGCCUACAAUGAAAGGCAUGCAGGGAUUUCCAAAUUAUCACCAAAUUACUAAGUAGAGGGAUGUGGGGGCUGGGGAGGAGGGGUAUUCAUCAAUGCUUCCUAUUUUGGAGAGAAUCAGUGCAUGCUUGGGGCAAUUUGGGGUUUUACAGUCUCACUUUCCAGGUGUAGGUGUGAAGCCCUGGAAGGGAGAGCUUUCACAGCCACUUCUAUUCUUUUACUAAGCCUCCCGCGCCACAACUCAAUCAAGUGGCAGUGUUAGAAACAGUGACAGAUGGGAUUCAGGAUGCUUACUGUGAAAUUCUUUCAGUUGAUGAUGCUGUUGCAAGCACUGAAUGUGAGCUAUUAUAAAAACUCUGCACUGAUGUGCUAAACAUCACAUUUGAAGAACCUCUCAGUGAGGCAAAGAUCAAGCGAGGCUCAUGCAGAAUUGGUUUCACAGUUAUAAUGUUACACAUGUUUUAAAUUGAGCAAGUUCUAGUUUCACGGUAGCCUAUUUAAAGCUACACCACUUCAUGGCCCUCCAAACCUCUAACACUUCCUAUUAGAAUUCUUAUUUCAUAGCUAGAAUAAAGUUUCAAUAUGCCAGGUUAAACCUCUCUUUACUUGAAAAUGCUGAUCUAGUUUUCUUCAAAACCUUAGAAAUGUGUGCAUUUUGAAUUAUACCUAAAAUAGUAUGAUUCAAUUACUCAGAAUCUACUUAGGCCUGUAACACAUAACGAGCCUGAUUCCCCUCAUUUUAAGCUUUUUAAAGGGGAAAUUUCUUCUGUGCCAACAUACUGUGAAAUCUUGGUAAAUGAGAAGCAGCACUCAGUAUGCACACAGAAAAUACGAGAGACUUACAGUGCCAGUCUUUUCUGAGUGUGAUGGAUCAAGAACUAUUAGUUUUCUUCAAAUAUGGUAUGAACACUAGUUAUAAAAGAACAAAGAGAACAUAAAUGAUACACAAAAUCCCCAGCAGGUGUUUGAAGUAUUUUGACAUGCCCAUUGCAGGGCUGUAAGGCAUAUAAUGCACCUGGUUUGGUAUUACGGAAUGACAUAAUAUAUACUGAUGGCAUCUCACUGUUAAAACUGGGUGCAUACUAUUUUGACUUCAAAGAUAUGAAUUGAUGGAUGAUCAUGCUGCAUGGGUACAGGGCAUCUGAGCUAUUUUUUUUAAUAUACGGCAUUUUGAGACAAUAUAGUUCCAGCCUGUAGAAUAUUAUGAAGGACAUUUGUUGGGAUCCUGGGAUUUGGCAGAAUUUAGGUGCCUUAUAUUCAGAACUGCAACAAAAAGCUGACUGUUCAGUGUGCCAUUAACAAUGCAGAUACUUAUACUUGCUGGGCACCUCUCUGUUUAGUCUGGCAACUUAUCAAUGCUAAUGUAAUAUAAAAUACAACAGGGAAAGGAAGAAAGGACUGAGACUCAGUACUCCCUUUGUUAUCCAAGUUGCAGACUCCUGUUCCCUUAGGCUGUCCUGCUGACACACUACAGAUCUUGCUGCACAGUGGAGCAGCGUCAGGAACAGGAGGAGAUUCGAGACUGCCCAGACUAGUUUGAAUGUAGAUUUCCAGAAUCUACUUUUGGGGUUAGGGACUCCAAGUAGGUUCUCUGAUACUUAACACAGAGGUGCCAAAGUCCAUUUCUAGAUCAGGCUCUUGGUCUUUUAAACAGAAUCACAAAUGAGUGGCAGAUUAUCAGGCACUGCCACAGUCAUGUUUCAUUGCACGUAAACAACUCUGAGAUCAUGAACAUGAAAAGAGGCAAGCUAGCUUCUCCAUGGACUUCAUAUAACAUUGUUAAAAGCUGGACAUAAUGACUACACCUGUGUCAGCACUUAAACUUUGGUUGUACAGAUUUAUAGUAUAAAAUACUUUUCUAAAAGUUCUCUUGAUUCUCUGCCAAACAGGAAUUAAUUGUGAGGAUCUGUUUAGCAAACAGGACUGCUUUGAGGCACAAAACUGCAUUACUAACUUCAAUGUCAGAACAAUAACACAGCAGCCAAAUGUCACUCCUUAGCUGCAGUAACACAUCAGAUUAGUUUUAUCCGCUAGUUUUUAUGUGGUUUUAAAUAACAGUUGCCAUCACCUUAGCCACACGAUUCCUCUGACGAACAUAAUCUGUUCCACAUUCAAAAGACCGACAUGAAUUACAUUCACUUGCUUCUGUACCUUCUAUGAACAGUAACGUUGUUGAUCUUCACAAGCUAGAAAAACAAACAAGUUCAAAGCAAGUUAGCUAUAAAUGUAGUGCCCUAAGAAAGGUCCAGAGAGAGAUUAGGGCCCAGUUAACUUUAAAUUUAGUUUAGGACCAUAGGGAGACCAAAAGGCCACUGCAGAAGGAGGUUCACAUUCUAAAUAGACUGAACUGCCAUUGACUGUAGAGGUCUACAACAACUGUGCUUCUAGUUACGUGCCUGACAACUGCUGCUAUAGGAGAGAAACCUAGAUUUAUAAACCUGGAUCUAAGAUGCUCCCCAUGUAGACUUGCUGGCCAACAACCUGGUUUCCCACUCCCUGGUUUCUUACAGAGACUGGCUGUACUUCUAAACAAUGAAGCUGGGCAUGAUGGACAGGGACAUCUCAAGGCAACAUGUUGACAGUGAUCCCCCAGUAUUCACCCAAACAUUCAUGCAAACAUCUAACCUUUUAUAAACAUUCAGUGCCUCAGGAAUUCUUAAGGUUUUCCAAGUCAAUUUUUCUUUGCAUGUCAACAUUAGAAUGUGAUGUCAGGUAUUUAAAAAUUUAUGUAUACCAGUCAAAGAUGUCUGUUUCCAUUUUUUUCUGCUUUGCUAUGAUAUGGUUUAAGAUAAGAGUUAAACUAUAACACAAUUCUGUCUUGUAACUUAUCUUUCACUUACUCCAUCAUGCCAAACAUCAGCACACAACAGAUUCGAUCUAAACCUAUGAUGCCUUAUCAAAGCCAUUACAGAAGUAAUGUUCGGUAAGCAAGAGUGUCUCUCUACCAUGUCCUUCAUCAUCCUUAAAAAAUACAACUAGGAAAUCUGCCUCUAACAUAUAAAUUCUAAUAACUGAAAAUACGAAUUGCACAAUACAAAAAAUAUCUAUAUUCUGGGGAUAUCCUGCAACAUUUAAUGUAAUAAAGUUUGGAGAACAAAGGAAAUAUUUGUAAUUUUUAAAUCUGCUUGGCUGAUGAGGAAAGUUAAUAGGAACAUUUUGUUGCAGAAUCCGAAAUUACGUCAUGACUAUGACAUACAUUGCUAUAUAUUGCUGUAUAUGAGCUAAACAAUUAAUUAGAAGCAAAUAUAUUCAUUCUGAUUUUC